GGUCAAUUCCAUGAAGCUGAUGCUCUUGGCCACUGGACAUGCCUGUCUCUUAUUGGUGUUAGCACCUGCGCCUCUAUGCACAUUUUUUUUUUUUUUACCUUUAUUUUACCUUGCAAGUCAACUAAGAACAACUUCCCAAAUAAAAUAACGGCCUGGCUGGAGUGAAAAGGCCUCCUGUAGAGAAGGAGUGUUGGGAUUAGAUAAAAAGAGACAACACAGACAGAAGACACAGACAGCACACACAGAGAACAGACACAGACAACAGACACAUACAAACAGCACAGGAACCAAAAUACAUUAAAACUAACCACAAAAAGAGACGCCUCUAAACUAUAACAGAAAGACACAGGCAACUCAGCCGGACAACAACACAUGCAAAACACUGGAAGAGGACAAUAUAAAACUAUACAGUAGGUCAACAACACAUGCAAAACACGGACCUGGAAGAGGACAAGAUAAAACUAUACAGUAGGACAACAACACGUUUCUAACAUGUAGAUAAAGUCAACAACAGGACAACCUGGCAGAAACACAGUGAACAGGUGUCAGUAAAUGUGUUAGGGUCUGUGUCUUCAGAAGUAUCCAUAAGGGCUAACUGUUUGUUGUAGUUGAUUCCAGUAGAUUCUAGGUGGGGCAAACUAUAAGGAGGAAAGACCCAAAGAGGUGCAUGUUUAGGUAAUUUUAACUGGAUGAGACUAAGAUCUUGGACUGAAUCAGGGUAAACUAAGCAGAUUAGGCAAAGGACCGAACGAUUACAGUGGUGAAAAGCUUUAACCUUUACAAAGAAAUGAAGACUUGGCACUGUGAACAUUGCUCUGUUGGGUUUGAUUGAAUCACAGUCCUGUUGUAACACGGUACAGGCCUGUCUGUGUGGAAAAGAGAUGAUGUCACUCAACAGAUUUGCAUUUAAAUAGCUGAUUGUUGAUCAAACAGAGACUUUGACCACAGAUCAGGGUUUUGGGUGUGAGUGACUGGAUUGGUGAAGAACAGUAAAAUACCUUCUUUAGUCCACUGUUUUUAUUAAACAAGUGGCACAGGCAAGAUCCUUUCUGGAAGAGGCUUGAACAGUGUUUGAGAGUCAGGUAAGACAGGAAAAGGUGAGCCAAAAUGUUAGCAUGCGAUGGAUUUGAAACCACCCCGACCGUGUAGUUUCUCCUUGAAUCAUCAAGGUGGUCAAACAUCUCUGAAUUUAAUCAUUAGCAUGUAAGGCUUGUCACGCUUAUCAACAAGUAAUCUUGGUUAACCCAGAAAUAGUCUUGCAUCAUCUGGUCAGAUGCUCCUCAAGAAAUUGAUUUGUCAGUGGUGGGGCCGUAGACAUAAAAGGAGAGUUUAAACUCAACACCAUACCGUCUCUAGAGUACCUCAGAAAACAGGCCUCACUUGUCUCAUCCAAUCCCAUCCAACUCCAGGCUGCAACUCAAACAAGACAGAUUCACACAACAUGCCCUCCCCAAUGGAGCUGGAACUGAAGAAUGUGGAGCUGCAUGCUGGCGAUCGUGUCCAAGUGAAGGGGAAGAUUAUGCAUGAUGCAGAGAGGUUCCAAAUCGACCUUGGCUCUGACACCAACAACCUGGCUCUGCAUUUCAACCCACGUUUUCCCAAUGACACCGGCGAAGCAACGCUGGUGUGCAACUCAAAGGAUGGCGGCUGCUGGGGUGCCGAGCAGCGAGAGAAACAUCUGAACCUCCAGAGGGGCUCAUUGGUCAAGAUCGUCCUGAAGCUGAUGGGAGACAUGUUUGAAGUGGAGUUGCCUGAUGGAAAGGAGUUUCAGUUCCCCAACCGUCACGGCCUGGAUGUCAUUACCUAUGUUCGGGUCCGAGGGGACUUCAAGUGCACCUGCUUUAAGAUCUGUUAAGGAAGGCUGCGAUGUUGAUGUUGUGUAGCCUCGCUACAAGGGGACACCCGGCAUUUUGAGAUUUUCUUUAGACGUCCAGUAGAUUGUGGAACCAAACAAAAGCAACGAGAGUGGGCGGAGCUACCUAUCGUGGAGAACGUUUAACCAAUGUAUGUUCAGCCAUUUUUCAACGGCCUUUAUCAGAAAUGGGAUAGUGUCUGAAAUAUAUCUUUUUUUAAUUAUAAUGAUCUCAUUGUGUUAUAUAUUUUUUCUUAUGGACCGCGUAAGCGCUAUGUUGAAAUUGCAAAAAUGUAUUGUUUUUGGAAAAAUACAUGCCCAUGUAGAAUUUGAUUCCAGCAACAUGU
This is a messenger RNA of Esox lucius (northern pike), 2199 nucleotides long. RefSeq names its product galectin-2-like. The record is from RefSeq and is a predicted model, not a curated record. NCBI's taxonomy places the organism in Eukaryota, Metazoa, Chordata, Actinopteri, Esociformes, Esocidae. The transcript has 4 exons. Gene Ontology annotation, molecular function: carbohydrate binding. Bases 1442 to 1855 code for a protein of 137 amino acids.